AGAAGAGCGACGCGGAAGUGAGCCGGGCAGUGCUGAAAACACGCGUGUCGUGGAGUUUCUCCGUGGAUCCUCAGAGGAGAUCGGCUCAGGUCUGCGACCAUGGAGGAAGGUCUGGUUCGAGCCCCUAUUCCUCGUGAGCUGGUGGACGUUCUUGGUGUUGAGCCUCAGAGCAGCUUCAAAGCGAAGGCCUUCACCGAGGCGUUCCUGAAGAACAGCAUUCAGCAGCCCAGACGCCAUGACCUGCAGAACAUGCUGAGCCAUAAAGCCGUGAUCCUCGGCUACAGCCGGCCCAAGAAGGAGCGAAGGAAGAGCGCCAAGGCCCGAGGGCUGAACGCACAGCAGAAGAGGGAGCUGAAGGUCUUCCAGAUCAAGCCUGAACACCAGAGAUACGAGCUUUUCCUUCCUCUGCAUGAACUCUGGAGACGGUACAUCAUCGACCUGUGCGGGGGAUUGAAACCAACGAGCAAUCCACAGGUCGUGCAGCAGAAGCUCCUGAAGGCGGAUUUCCACGGAGCCAUCCUCACAGUGGUGCGGUCCAAGUGUCCGUCUUAUGUGGGGACGUCUGGGAUUCUGCUGCAAGAGUUCAAACACGUGUUCAAGAUCAUCACCAGAGACGACAAACUGAAAGUGAUCCCAAAGAGGAACAGCGUGUUUGCAGUGGAGAUCAACGGCUUCGUCUCGCACAUCUACGGCAGCAAGUUUGAGUAUCGAGCCAGCGAACGCGCCGCCAAGAAGUUCAAAGUGAAAGGAACCAUCGACCUGUGAGAGCGUACAGCUGCUGCUCCCACAGGCCGUCGCAGGAACUGCAGCCAGCGACGGCCGGAGUGGUUUUAUAAAUGCGCACACCUCGGCUCCGCUCCAGCUUUACAAAGCUCGAGGAAAAAGUGAGAGCACGGUUUGGACUGAGGUGUCUCACACAAAGCUGCAGGUGAGCGGUCAGAGAGACGACGGCUGUUUACCUCCUAGAGGCCCCCCCCCCAUCUGCUGUUACAUGAACUGUUAUGUAAGCCCUGCAGCUGAUUUGGCGUCAUCAUACCUGUGAGAAGCUGAGCAGUUGUUCACUUUGGUUUUUUCCACUUGAGUGCAGACGCUCCCGCCUGUGCAGAGAGCCGGGAUUAAAGAAAUGGAGCGCUUCCUGUAAACUGAUCCCGGCGUUCCUGCUGCGAGCCGCUCGUCACAUCUGAGUUUUAUAUUUCUGUAACUCCUCACAUUGAGACAAAGUUUUCUUUGUGUUUCAUUUAAACAGAAUAAAAUCAUUG
Molecule: messenger RNA, 1259 nt
Organism: Pelmatolapia mariae (spotted tilapia)
Lineage: Eukaryota; Metazoa; Chordata; Actinopteri; Cichliformes; Cichlidae
Gene: pop4
Product: POP4 homolog, ribonuclease P/MRP subunit
Exons: 7
Coding region: 100-765 (221 amino acids)
Biological process (GO): rRNA processing; tRNA 5'-leader removal
Cellular component (GO): ribonuclease MRP complex; ribonuclease P complex
Molecular function (GO): ribonuclease P RNA binding
Source: RefSeq, a predicted model, not a curated record